Molecule: messenger RNA, 1764 nt
Organism: Fomitiporia mediterranea MF3/22
Lineage: Eukaryota; Fungi; Basidiomycota; Agaricomycetes; Hymenochaetales; Hymenochaetaceae
Exons: 1
Coding region: 1-1764 (587 amino acids)
Molecular function (GO): nucleosome binding; histone binding
Source: RefSeq, a predicted model, not a curated record
AUGAGUCUAAUGGACCCUGGCAUACUCUCAAAAACACCCUAUCUCGAUGCAGUCUCCGCGUCACUACCCUCAGUCUUAAGUGACCUCUUGAUAACCUUCGACAUCUUCUCACGCGAGAGGCUCGAUACGCUCGUUCGAUUCUGUGCAGGCGGUGUAUGUCCUCCGCGAAUUGCUGGGCAUGCAAAUGCAUGGCAGAGUGGGCAAACGCGGUUACAGGCGCGGUUAGCGCAGAUCGAGCCGUCGACGGGCGAGAAGCGUGUUCGUAGUAGUAUGGAGGAGGAUGGCGUUAAUGGAGAUUAUGGGUCAUUGGCGAAUGGUGGAAGUGGAGGCUCAGCAAGUAAAAAACCAAAGUUGGCGUUAGGAGCAGAUGAUGGGAUGGCUGAUACAGAGGCACUUUACACGCUACACUCCCUUUCGAUAUCUGCGCCCGUUCGAAAGAAAGUGGAUAUAUCAAUCACACAAGAAGCGAUACGCCUAACGAAUCCAUCUACCGGAUCUCUCGAGGCUCGCAUUCCCUUAACGACUCUCAAGCGCGCUUUUCUGAUCUCCAACCUCGCAAAGAACAAGAACAAAGAGCAAUGGGCUGUGACGCUCAUUUCAGCCGAUACGUAUGACAAAAAAGCUGACGCGGCUAGUCAAGUGCAGUUGACGUUCAACGUUGAUAAGACGGUUCCUGGCGGGAAAGAUGGGCUCAAAACAACAUCUGGUGCUGGUGCCGUGCAGGUGUCACAUCCAAAGGGUGCCGAUACCCUACCAAUACUACGAGAAUUCCUCUCCCAUCUCCCCUCACAAAUCGAACUCCACAUCGCCGAGAAGAAGAACUCGCACUCUCAAGCAUUCAAGUCAAGUUCAGGCGAACCGUACGUAGACGCAUACCUCGGCGCAAAGGAAGGUUCACUCUGUUUCUUACCGAGAGGGAUAUUAUGGGCGAACGCUCGUCCGUGUGGGUUUUAUGCACUUGAGGAUUUGGCGAUGGAUAGUGAGGUACCGGGGUUGGGAGGUGUGAAGACUUUGAGUGCGACGGGGAGGACGUUUUCUGUGUUUAUUCGGCGACGGGUUACUUCACUUUCACUUUCACUCGACUCGGAUGCGAAUGUGAUUGGGGAAGGAGUAGGGAGUGAUUAUGGUGAAGCGGAGGAGGAAGAGGAAGAAGAAUGCGAAGAAAUAGAGUUCGCGAUGAUCGAUGGCCGUGAACAGGAGAACGUUAAUUUGUGGAUACGCAAAUAUAAACACUACUUUGGGAAACCUCGCGAGACCUCGAAACAGACGCAGAUUCCAUUCACAGGUACCUCUUCGAAAGGUGUGGAUGUGAAAGGUAAAGGUAAAGGUAAAGGCAAAGCGCGCGUCGACCUACAGGAAGAAGUCGUCCCAGUGGCGAACGAUGAUGGAGAGAGCGACGCAAGCGACGAAGAUUACUCUGCACCAAGCGAUUCAGAUGGGGGCGAACCGACGAGCGAAAGUGAUAACGAUAGCGGGGUGGAUGAAGCGGGUGAACAGGGGGAUGACGAAGAGGAGGAAGCCGAAGAGGAAGCUGAUCUAUCCGGCGAAGAUGAGAAUGAGGAGGCGGAGGAUGAGGAUGAAGAGACGGAAGAAAUGGACCUCGACCCAGCAAGACACCUGCUCCUGAGACCAGGCGCCAUGCCACUGAGGAUGAGUAAAGCAGCUAUGGAAGCUGCUGUUGCGAUGGUUACGCAGGACUUGGCUGGGUCGGGUGUGGAGGAUGAGGAUGAAGAGGACGAGGAGGAGGUUGAUCAGCUUGAAUGA